Messenger RNA from Adineta ricciae, 2373 nucleotides. The record is from the annotation of a GenBank genome assembly. Lineage: Eukaryota; Metazoa; Rotifera; Eurotatoria; Adinetida; Adinetidae.
AUGCCAAGUCUCGCUCAUCGUUUACGUUUAUAUAAGUAUCCACCGUUCAUGAUGUCAGCUCGUUUUCGUAAACGUUCUCACGUACUCUACAUACUCGUGACGUUAAAUAUAAUUUUCUUUUUUAUCGUAUACCGACGACUUAUUUUGAUUACACCACCAUCAGGCCCAUCGAUUGAUUUAUCCAUCGCUUCGUUUAUCGACAAUAGUUUGAAUGAUGAUUCUGACCAAUAUGCAUCUUUAUCAUCGUCAUCCAUUUGUUAUAUACCUCGAUUUGAUCCAUGGGAUCAGAGUAUAGCGAAAUCUAUACGUAUUAAACCACGAUACCGAUGUCCGACUAAUAAAGAAAACUUGAUUAACGUUGUUAACAACACAUAUCUAGUGUUCAAUCAAACUGUCAAUCAGACAUACUUUUCUUCAUCGAUUACGCACUGUGUCUAUUUGAAAGUCGGAAGGAAUUCUGAGGAGAAACUAUUUCGUGAUUGGUCUUAUACAUUAUCAGAACCAAUGUUGAUCACAAAUGGAUGUACGGGUUCGAUUACAGAUGUAGACUUUGUUUUAACUCGUUGUUACAAUGAUAGAAAAGAGCAUUUCGAUGGCAACAUCUUCUGCGGUUCGAAUUGUUCGACUACUGUUAAAAUCAAUCCUGUCGAUAAAAAAAGCUCAUCCACAACAGCGAAACCGUCAAAUCUAGUUUACGAAUAUAUUCAUCCGUUGUUUCGUUUGAAAAAGCCUCGUUUUUCUCGCGAUACAUGGCUAAACAAAGAAACAGCAACAUGGAUGUCCAAACUCAUGUCAUCUUCGACUCCGGAUCGUUCACCACCAUCCGUAAUCAUGGUCAUUCUCGAUGCUGUUAGCGAUCUACAAGCUCGUCGAGCGUUGCCUCAAACAUUGUCCUAUUUAAAAUCUCAAGGUCUAUUUACGUUCCAACGACAUAGCAUCGUAGGAGACGGAACAUUUGAAAAUAUCGUUCCAUUACUAUUCGGCCAAUCAGCAACGAAUUAUCAAAAACCGAAUAUCAACGACAGUCGAUAUGAAUUCACUCGUAUAGAAACAAAGGUUGAACCGAAAACAAAACGACGUUAUCAAGUGAAAAAGAUCGUUCAUUAUCCUGGUCCAUACGAUGAUUAUCCAUUUAUCAUAAAAAAUUUCUCUCGGUUAAAUUAUACAACGUUUUUCAGUGAAGAGUGGCGUGAAAGUGCGUUCUAUAACUUAAAAAACGGUUUUCGUCAGCAGCCAACCGACUUUUAUCUUCGUCCGUAUUGGCUCUCAUUAUACGAAACAUUGUCUUACAACAAAUAUGCUGGCAAUUCCAAUCCGAAACCGUGCUAUCUCAAUAAAUUGCUGCAUUUUCUUUCAUUAGACUGGUUAGAGCAGUUUCUUCAUCUUCAUCACAAAACACCCGAUUAUCCCACGUUCGGCAUAAUGAAAAUGAAUGAAAUGAGUCAUGAUUAUCUAGAGAGGUUAUUCUGGAUCGAUUAUGAUUUGAAAACUUUCUUUGAGAACUUAUUUCAAAACAAUUUAAUGAAUAACACGAUAUUAAUCGUCUGUGGUGAUCACGGACAUCGACAACAUCGAUUACGAUUGACACGUAUUGGAAGUUUCGAGGUGAAAUUACCGUUUUUUUCCAUGUUAUUUCCGCAAUCGUAUAAACAACAAUUUCCACAGGCAAUGAUGAAUCUGAAAAAUAAUGAGCAAAUGCUCACAUCUUGGUGGGAUGUGUUUGAGACAUUAGCGAAUAUUUUGAAGAUGGUUGAACAGCCUAAUAUAUUCGAUCCACUCUUAGUCAAUUGGCAAUCAACAACGCCAGGCAUAUCACUUUUUCAUCCAAUCCCAGAACGAAAUUGUUCUUCGGCCGGUAUUCCAGAGAAAUACUGUCCGUGUUCACGUAGUACUCCACUCGAUAUAACAUUACCUGUGAUUAAAGACCUAGCAGUAGCAAGUAUUGAUCACAUCAAUAACGUUAAAUUGAAAUCACAUACCCAUUUGUGUCUUCCACUUGAAUUGAAAGUAAUUAUACGCGCGGAAGUCGAAGUAUUAGCAGCACCAAAAAAAGUCAAUGAUAAUAAGAAUGCCACAAAUCAAUUUACUCAUUCAUAUACAGUUCUCUUCGAGGUCUCGCCAUCUGGCGGUAUUUUUGAAAGUCGCCUUCUUUAUCAUGAACAAACCAAGCGCAUACAAUUACACAGUGAUAUUCUUCGUGUUAAUCUUUACGGGCAAACGUCGGCUUGUAUACAGGAUAAAUAUGAAUUACGAUCAUUUUGCUACUGUAUAUCGUAUCAUCAAAAGUUCAAGGCGAACCAGUCAGUUUCAGUUACAACUCAAUAUGCAUCUGUUCAUACAGUAAAUAGUUCAACGAUAAUUACCAAAAACUGA